UAAGAUUCACUAAUAGAGCGAAAAUGGAGAAUGGAAGAGGCGAAGAAGAAGGAUACGAUCGGGCCAAGGAGGUGAAGCAAUUUGACGAUUCCAAAAUCGGAGUAAAGGGACUCGUCGACUCAGGCAUCACCUCCAUCCCUCGUUUCUUCAUUCACCCACCCGAUUCUCUCUCCUGCACCGCCACACCCACUGCCACCGCCAUCGCAGCUUCUCCUCCUGCGUCUAAUCCCAUCCCUACCGUCGAUCUCACCGACUUUGAUUCAGACCGUAGAUCGAUCAUCGUUGACCAAAUCCGAGACGCCUCCCGUACUCUGGGCUUCUUUCAGGUCACUAACCAUGGCAUCCCUUCCGAAGUCAUCGACCGUACGAUCGCCGCCAUCAAAGGCUUCAACGAGCAGUCGGUGGAUAUCAAAGCACUCCACUACAACCGCGAUGUGGGACGCAGCGUAUCAUUUUCGUCAAACUUCGAUCUCUACACAUCGAAGGCUGCCAAUUGGAGGGACACGAUUGAAUUAAGGUGGGGCCCGAAUUUUGACAUCAGUGAAAUCCCGGAGAUCUGUCGGAGUGAGCUCGUUGAGUGGGACAGGCAGGUUCAACGGUUGGGAGAGACGUUGAUGGAGAUCUUAUCGGAAGGCUUGGGACUGGAGGGUGGAAGAUUGAAGGCGUUGAGCUGCACAGAAGGGAAGACUAUGGUGGCCCACUACUAUCCGUUCUGUCCUCAACCAGAUCUGACGCUUGGGACUUCGUCUCACACGGAUCCAGGAGUGCUGACCGUGUUGCUGCAGGACCAGAUCGGAGGGUUGCAGGUGAAGCACGGGGAGCAUUGGGUGAAUGUUCAGCCCGUACCUGGUGCUCUUGUCAUCAACAUCGGGGAUAUCCUCCAGGUUAUUUCCAAUGAUGGAUAUAGGAGCGUGGAGCACAGAGUGUUGGCCAAUCAUCUUCUGCAACCACGCAUCUCAAUUGCUAUUUUUUUCAAUCCAAGUAAGAGAGAGGACUUAUAUGGACCCCUUCCAGAGCUGAUAUCACAAGAUAAACCAGCCCUUUAUCGGCCAUUUACGUUGUCAGAAUUCUUAGGAAGGUUUUUCACAAGGGGGUUGGGCGACAAAUCUUUGAUAAGCCACUUUCAACUGUGA
Messenger RNA from Telopea speciosissima, 1133 nucleotides. RefSeq names its product 1-aminocyclopropane-1-carboxylate oxidase homolog 4-like. The transcript has 2 exons. The record is from RefSeq and is a predicted model, not a curated record. Lineage: Eukaryota; Viridiplantae; Streptophyta; Magnoliopsida; Proteales; Proteaceae. The coding region runs from base 24 to 1133 and encodes 369 amino acids.